Dinoponera quadriceps is the source of this 4507-nucleotide messenger RNA. RefSeq names its product glutamate receptor ionotropic, kainate 2 (gene KaiR1D). Bases 28 to 2631 code for a protein of 867 amino acids. Gene Ontology annotation, cellular component: postsynaptic membrane; plasma membrane. The record is from RefSeq and is a predicted model, not a curated record. The transcript is spliced from 17 exons. Gene Ontology annotation, biological process: synaptic transmission, glutamatergic; modulation of chemical synaptic transmission; monoatomic ion transport. Gene Ontology annotation, molecular function: glutamate-gated receptor activity; transmitter-gated monoatomic ion channel activity involved in regulation of postsynaptic membrane potential. NCBI's taxonomy places the organism in Eukaryota, Metazoa, Arthropoda, Insecta, Hymenoptera, Formicidae.
AGACGGCGGGGUGAACCGGAACCGGAAAUGGCUGCGAGGUGGCUGCUGCUGGCGCUCCUCGUCGCCCACGCCGCGGCUCUUCCUGAUUUCAUUAGGAUAGGCGGGCUGUUCCAUCCGUCGGACGACAAGCAGGAAGUGGCCUUUCGCUAUGCCGCGGAGAAAAUCAACGCCAACCGGGACAUCCUGCCCAAGUCUCGACUCAGCGCCCAGGUCGAGGUGAUACAGCCGCAGGAUAGCUUCCACGCCUCGAAACGAGUGUGCCAUUUGCUGCGCGGCGGAGUGGCGGCGAUUUUUGGCCCGCAGAGCGCGCACACGGCGUCUCACGUGCAGAGCAUUUGCGACACCAUGGAGAUUCCGCACUUGGAGACACGCUGGGACUACCGGAUCCGGCGGCAGAGCUGCCUCGUCAACCUCUAUCCGCACCCGACCACUCUGUCCAAGGCGUACGUCGAUUUGGUGAAGGCCUGGGGCUGGAAGAGUUUCACCAUUAUCUACGAGAACAACGAGGGGCUCGUGCGAUUGCAGGAACUUCUGAAAGCGCACGGACCCAGCGAAUUUCCCAUUACGGUCAGACAGCUGAGCGAGGGAUCGGAGUAUCGACCGAUGUUGAAGCAGAUCAAGAACUCCGCAGAGUCGCACAUCGUGCUGGACUGCUCCACCGAGAGGAUCUACGACGUGUUGAAGCAGGCGCAGCAGAUCGGAAUGAUGAGCGACUAUCACAGCUACCUUAUCACCUCUCUGGAUCUGCACACCGUCGAUUUGGAAGAAUUCAGACACGGCGGGACCAAUAUCACCGCUUUUCGAUUAGUGGACCCGGAGAAGCCGGAAAUUCAGAAGGUAAUUCAGGACUGGAUCUACGGCGAGAAGCGCUAUAAUCGCGAGCUCGAUAUGGGACAGAACAGCAACAAGAACAACCUCACCACCAUAAAGACUGAAACAUCCCUAUUGUACGACGCGGUCUAUCUCUUCGCCAAGGCGCUGCACGAUCUGGACACGUCCCAGCAAAUUGAUAUCAAGCCGUUAUCCUGCGAGUCAACUGACACUUGGCCUCAUGGAUAUUCGCUCAUUAACUACAUGAAGAUCGUGGAGAUGACAGGACUCACGGGUAUCAUCAAGUUCGACCACCAAGGUUUUCGUUCCGACUUUAUGCUAGACAUCAUCGAGCUGAAUAGCAAAGAAGGCUUGAAGAAAAUAGGCACCUGGAAUAGUACCAAGGGUAUCAACUUUACAAGGAGCUACGGCGACGUUUACACUCAGAUAGUUGAAAACUUGCAGAAUAAAACUUUCAUCGUGACGACCAUACUGAGCGCGCCGUACUGUAUGCGGAAGGACUCGAGCGAGAAGCUCACCGGAAACGCGCAAUUCGAAGGCUACAGCGUCGACUUGAUUUACGAGAUAUCGCGGCUGCUUGGAUUCAAUUAUACGUUCCGGCUUGUGCCGGACGGACGUUACGGCUCGUUCAACAAGCAGACGAAGGAAUGGGACGGGAUGAUGAAGGAGCUGCUCGAUCAGAAGGCCGAUCUCGCGAUCGCCGAUCUCACCAUCACAUACGACCGGGAACAGGUUGUCGACUUCACGAUGCCGUUCAUGCCUUUAGGGAUCAGCAUACUUUACCGCAAGCCCAUAAAGCAACCACCGAAUUUGUUCUCGUUCCUCAGCCCUCUCAGCCUCGACGUAUGGAUCUACAUGGCGACGGCUUAUCUCGGGGUCUCCGUGCUUCUCUUUAUACUAGCCAGGUUCAGCCCCUACGAGUGGGAGAACCCCCAUCCGUGCAACGGGCAGUCCGAGGUCCUCGAGAACGAGUUCACCCUGCUGAACUCGCUCUGGUUCACCAUAGGCUCGCUCAUGCAGCAAGGCUCCGAUAUAGCGCCGAAGGCCGUGUCGACACGCAUGGUCGCGGGUAUGUGGUGGUUCUUCACCUUGAUCAUGAUCUCCUCGUAUACGGCUAAUCUGGCGGCUUUCCUCACCGUCGAGAGGAUGGAUUCCCCGAUCGAGAGCGCCGAAGAUCUCGCCAAGCAGACGAAGAUCAAGUACGGUGCUCUCAAAGGCGGGAGCACGGCGGCCUUCUUCAGGGAUUCCAAUUUCUCGACGUACCAACGCAUGUGGUCCUUCAUGGAUUCAGCGAAACCGACGGUAUUUACAUCGAGUAACGUCGAGGGCGUGGAUCGAGUGAUCAAGGGUAAAGGCAGUUACGCAUUCCUGAUGGAAUCCACCUCCAUCGAAUACGUAAUCGAGAGGAACUGCGACCUCACUCAAGUCGGCGGUCUCUUGGAUUCCAAGGGAUACGGAAUAGCCAUGCCGCCAAACUCGCCGUACAGAACGGCCAUAAGCGGGGCCAUCCUGAAGCUUCAGGAGGAAGGGAAGCUUCACAUGCUGAAGACGCGCUGGUGGAAGGAGAAGCGAGGCGGCGGCUCUUGCAGGGACGACACGUCGAAGAGCAGCUCGGCGGCGAACGAGCUCGGCCUGGCGAACGUCGGCGGCGUCUUCGUGGUGCUUAUGGGCGGGAUGGGCGUCGCCUGCGUGAUCGCGGUCUGCGAGUUCGUGUGGAAGAGCCGGAAGGUCGCGAUCGAGGAACGGAAGCAGAAAUCGUCGGGGAAACCGAUCUGCGAAGGUUUUACUGAUCUGCACUAGCGACGGUAUGCGCUGCGCUACGAAAACAGAUUCUUAAACUCAAGCCGUACCUCAAUGCGUAUCCGAUCCGAGUUCAGUGGACCUAAGGAAGAACUCCAUCACGAGUGACCGAACACUGUGUAAAGAUCGUAAAAUUAUAGGGACAAAUAAACUAAUCGGACACAGGAGAAGCAACGAGCCUUGACCUUUCCAAUUUUCCUCCACCCCCCGAGACUUUCUAAAACGCAUCGAUACUACUUACUACCCCGACUAUUCCGACGAGACGGCUCAAGAAUAGUAAAAUUCCUCCUCGUCGAGUGUCGGUGCUUGAAAUAAAAAUACGAAAAUAUUCGAUAUUCCGCAGAACGCGCCGAUCAACAACCAUCCUUAUCGGAGUCAAGCAGCUCUUCGCUCUUCUCUUUUUCAUCGGGAAUAAAUUAUUGAAAUUCGAUAGAAUCGAAGCGGUAUUGUCAAUUUUUCAUCAGAAUCGAUGAAUUAUUACGACGCGUGCAAUAAUCCGAAUCGAAAUGUGAGUGAUGAUAAAAAGAAAGAAGAGAGAAAAAGAUUGGAAAGGUCAACGUGUUUGCCAUUUGCUCAUAUCAAAACUUAGAUUAAUGAAUGAAGACUUGAAAGCCUCGCAGCAGAAAAGGGCCAGAUACCCUGCUCCUCGCGAAGUCGCAAACGUCUCGAUCAAAAUACCGAAUACCAACGUCCCGCAGUGUUCACAACUGAAUUAUAGUGCUGCGGUACGACACGAGAACCUUUGAGAACAAUCACGAUUUUAUACCGGCUAGAUAGUGAAUGUAUAGUGUGCCAGGUUAAAAGAAAGAAGGAGAAGAAAAAAAAAAUGUUUUACUGUAAAUAAUGUGUAGCUGUCAAGCCAAAUGCGAUCGUAUGUGUGCGCGAAAUCCGUUCGCUUCUCGAGACGACGAUGGCUUUAUAAUCGAUUAUCGAAGAGGAGCAAAUGGAUUCGUUCGAGAAAUGCCACACGGUGUUUCUCCAUUUUUUUCCCGCACCUGCCGUACAUUCCAUUAAUUAAAAUGAUUUUUUCUAAGUAAAAAUUUAACGAUAAAAGCACGCGAUGUUAGAUCGCGUAAGACGAUACACACGUUCGAGGAACGUCAUUUUUCUAUCCAUAUGCUCCCUUCGUCACAAUGUAAAAUAUUUCCGAUUCAUGCAGAAGAAGCACGCGGAUUCCGAAAAGUUAGCGAACAGACGGAUACCUCUCGAGGCGAGGUCACUGUUGUACGAACAAUGCGUUUUCGAAAUGUUGCAAUUAUUCGUAGUUGUGUGAGCAAAGUUGAAAGGGCGCGCGUUUAGUAUGACAUUGUUAGUUGUGUCGCAAUGUUUCUUGCUUCUCUCCUGUCAUUGGAUUCAUAGGAGGUGAGUUCAUUAUUUACGUCUACUCUCACUGCCACUCUAUUAUAAUGCGAAUUAAUUCGCGUAACCGAAGAGGAUCAUACAGAUUCGAUCAUUCGACGGUCAUCGCGAUUUUACGAUCUGAUCUUGACGUUAAAGAAAUAUCGAAGCACUUCUUGGUUUCAUCUAUAUUUAUCAUUGCAUGCACAAGCUCGACCGAGGUUUUUUCUGAGACACCUAAAAUCGUUUCACCCCGCGGUAAAAUCUCUCAUCUUUAAUCGUUUUUCCAUCGUCGUGUUUAACAGCGCGCUUAAAUGAAGUAGCAGUCUUUCAGCUCAAACAUUUUCGGGCGAAAGUUACCUCUCGUCGACGGAACUUUCGACCGCCUCUUUGCAAGCGAAGUAGAAAUUAAUGUCCAGACUCGGCGCAGGGAGUUUGAGCUGCACGACUCGAUCACAAGUACGUGGAACACUUCGCAAUCGUCUUUUCGUCGAACUUUCAGAAGUCCGCGUGCUCGGAAGUGGCGAGCGAAUUGCGA